Exaiptasia diaphana is the source of this 759-nucleotide messenger RNA. RefSeq names its product centromere protein V. The record is from RefSeq and is a predicted model, not a curated record. The transcript has 4 exons. NCBI's taxonomy places the organism in Eukaryota, Metazoa, Cnidaria, Anthozoa, Actiniaria, Aiptasiidae. Gene Ontology annotation, molecular function: carbon-sulfur lyase activity. The coding region runs from base 50 to 463 and encodes 137 amino acids.
AUUUGGUAAUUUUGAUUUUCGUCGGUCGAUUUUUGAAGUUCUGUUAAAUAUGUCUGAAUCAGCAAAUGAGUUAGURAAGCAUUCAGGGGGAUGUCAUUGUGGUAGUGUUAGGUUUGAGGUCAUAGCGUCUCGCACRCUCCACGUUUACGACUGCAAUUGUAGCAUUUGUAUGAAGAAACAGAAUAAACAUUUUAUUGUACCCAAGAAACACCUGACAAUAACAAAGGGCGAAGAAAACCUUUCAUGUUACACAUUUAAUACUCAUCAAGCCAAGCAUUAUUUCUGUAAAACCUGUGGUGUCCAAAGUUUUUAUGUCCCACGGUCAAAUCAMGAUGGUUAUGGAGUUGCACCACACUGCCUAGAUCAAGGAACAGUGGAUGGCAUAGAAGUUGAAAAAGUGGAUGGCCARAACUGGGAAAAGUGGAUAAAAGAUAAUCCAGCAAUUUUGAAAAAGUCCAAAUGAAUAAUAUCUUUCUUCAUUAAAGACGCUGGCCGUGAGAACACUGCUUGGUUUUGUGUUAAAGUGUGUGGGUGGGAAGGUGUACACAAAAGGGAACUUAGUGAUGUCACGCAGACUAUCCUGCAUAUGAUUAACCUUGGCAUGUACACUCUUUGGAUAAUUUCGCAAUAUGCAUCUCCCCCUUUAUAGCUAUGUCAGCUGUUUUACUUGACAAUAGACUCGUGUGCAAGAUAUAUCUAUUAAGUAAGAAUUGAACCCUACGAACAAAUAUAGUGCUGACGACAUAUCAUUAAAAUCUA